CUUCAAGCUCGGCGGGCAGGCGCAUUUCAUUGACGAGGGUACUCCGUACUACUGUUCACACUUCGCCCUACAUCUACCCAAUAUCUCACAUUUCAACCCUUCACCUUACUUGUCUCCGUGGUCUCUGUGUUGUGUUUCUCGGUAUAUCCUUCGACUUCCCAAAAUGUCUGCCCAGAACUCCGCAGGCAUUCAGACGCUGCUUGAUGCAGAGAAAGAGGCCCAGAAGAUAGUACAGAAAGCCAGAGAAUACCGGACAAAACGAGUAAAAGACGCCAAAACAGAAGCACAGAAAGAGAUUGAGGAAUACCGGAAAAAGAAAGAAGAGGAGUUCAAGAAGUUCGAGUCCGAGCAAUCGAGCGGAAAUAAGAAGGCCGAAGACGAUGCAAACAAGGAGGCAGAAGCCAAAGUCAAGGAGAUUCAAGAGGCCGGCAAGAAAUCAGGGAAGAAGGUGGUUGAAGAUUUGAUCAAGGCUGUCACAAGUCCUCACCCCGAGGUCCCCGUGAAGAUUUCGAGAGAGAAUUGAGGUGGCAUGCAACGGUCAUCGACUGGCGAACGGUGUGAUGGCGGUUUUGGGUUUAUUCAAAGAGGUCAAGGCGGGUGUAUCUCGCCACAAUGGGCGGCAAGAGGCACAACUACGGAGGAUCACUAUAUGAAGCCUGGUCAGAAAGCAGAGGCUAUGUCUAAAACGGGCUCAGAAACUGAGGCUAGGUUCUUAGAUGCAAAGAUGGACCUCAUUGUCUCGAGGAGUGUCUGGACUACAUGUCCAGCCUCGUCACUUGCACGAGGCUGAGGCUGUUCCAACUUAUGACGCAAGAUCCAAAUAAAUAAUUUCCAACGUUG
Messenger RNA from Exophiala xenobiotica, 840 nucleotides. RefSeq names its product V-type ATPase, G subunit. Bases 164 to 523 code for a protein of 119 amino acids. The record is from RefSeq and is a predicted model, not a curated record. Gene Ontology annotation, biological process: proton transmembrane transport. Gene Ontology annotation, molecular function: proton-transporting ATPase activity, rotational mechanism. Gene Ontology annotation, cellular component: vacuolar proton-transporting V-type ATPase complex. The transcript has 6 exons. NCBI's taxonomy places the organism in Eukaryota, Fungi, Ascomycota, Eurotiomycetes, Chaetothyriales, Herpotrichiellaceae.